This is a messenger RNA of Vigna angularis (adzuki bean), 2131 nucleotides long. Its product is annotated as WRKY transcription factor 72A. NCBI's taxonomy places the organism in Eukaryota, Viridiplantae, Streptophyta, Magnoliopsida, Fabales, Fabaceae. The record is from RefSeq and is a predicted model, not a curated record. Gene Ontology annotation, molecular function: DNA-binding transcription factor activity; sequence-specific DNA binding. Gene Ontology annotation, biological process: regulation of DNA-templated transcription. The transcript has 5 exons. The coding region runs from base 126 to 1880 and encodes 584 amino acids.
UUUCCUAUAAUUUUCAUUAGUCAAAUACUUCAUGCACCUUCUCUCUCUCUAUAUAUUAACACCCCAAAGGGACCAUCUUUGCUGACCCAACGCAGAAACACACAAACAAAACUUCUUUCCUCAAUAUGGAGUUUCCUUCUCAAACAUCCGGUCACCAGGUCAAGGAAGAGAACAGAACUGAAUCAAGUCCUCGAGAUGAACAACACCGUCGUCAACAAGAGAUUGUUAUGCAGGAGCCACCACUGGCUACUCCUGAAAGAUCCACCGUCGAGGUUGGGCCAAAUGUUUCUUGCCUAUCCAAAAUGGAAGAGGCUGAUGAACUUGAAAAUGCGAAAGCCGAAAUGGGUGAAGUGAUAGAAGAAAAUCAAAGAUUAAAGAUGCGUUUGAACAGAAUACUAAAUGAUUACCGAACACUGCAAAUGCAAUUCCACAGUAUAGUUGAACAAGAGACAAAAGAUUGUUCUGAGAAACCGAACAACGAUGGCGAAGAUGAAGGAGCGAUGGAGGAAUCAGAACUAGUUUCCCUGAGUCUUGGAAGAAUUCCAAUUAUAAGAAGCAACGAGAAAGGGAAAGUCCCUAAAACAUUGAAAGAAGAAGAUAAAGAAGGGUUGUCCCUUGGAUUGGAGUGCAAGUUCGAAACAUCAAAAUCUGGAAGUGCAAGUGAACAUGUGGGGAAUCCAAGCCCUAGCAAUAGUGUUGAAGAAGUGGUAAAAGAAGAAGGUGGUGGAGAAAGCAAGGGACAGAAGACAAAUAGAGAUGAGAUUGCUGAGCAAAACCCUGCGAAGAAAGCAAGAGUUUGUGUGAGAGCAAGAUGUGACACCCCAACUUUGAACGAUGGAUGUCAAUGGAGGAAAUAUGGCCAGAAGAUUUCAAAGGGAAAUCCUUGUCCUCGAGCUUAUUAUCGUUGCACAGUUGCACCAUCAUGCCCAGUGAGAAAGCAGGUACAAAGAUGUGCUCAAGACAUGUCGAUAUUAAUCACCACCUACGAAGGAAUCCACAACCACCCUCUUCCUCUUUCAGCAACAGCCAUGGCUUCCACCACUUCCGCAGCUGCUUCCAUGCUAUUGUCUGGAUCAUCAACCUCACUCUCUGGAUCAAGAAUUUCCCCAAACAUCACCACCACUGCCGCAGAUCUUCAUGGAAUAAACUUUUCCCUCCCAGAUUCUUCCCAACCAAAUCAAUACUACCUUUCCCAUCCUUCACUCUCAUCUUCACCUUCACACCCCACCAUCACUCUCGACCUCACUUCCAAUCCAUCCUCCUCUUCUCCUCCUUUUGUCAAAUUCACUUCAAAUUCAAACUACAACAACCCUCACAGGUACCCUCCUUCCACAAGCCUCAGCUUCACUUCCUCCCAAUCUAACACAACUUCUUGGACCAACGGCUUUUUCAGCUAUAACACUCAACCAUAUAAUAACAACAGGAAUACCAAUGCCAAUGUCAAUGUCCUUGGCAACAUAAACCUUGGUAAACAACAACCCAUGGAGAACAUCUACAGUUCCUUCAUGCAAAGGAACAACAAUCCAAUCUCUCCUCUGCCGGACACCAUAGCUGCAGCAACGAAAGUAAUCACAGCAGACCCUAAUUUUCAGUCAGCUUUGGCAGCGGCACUUUCUUCAGUUAUUGGUUCAGGAAGCAUUCAGGGAAACCAAGGUACAUUAGAAAAUCUGAUUCAGAAAAUAAAAUGGGGUGAAAUGCUUCCAACAUCUUUUGCCUCACCUUCAUCUCCAAAAGUCAAUGGGUGUGCUUCAAGCUUCUUGAACAAAUCACCGGCUAAUUCACAACCAGGAAGUUUGAUGUUUCUUCAACCACCUUUGCCACUUUCUAGCCCCAAAAGCGCUUCUGGGUCCCCCGGAGAUCACAGAGACAAGAAAAAUUAGUGAUUGAGACGUUUGAAGAAUGAAGCCUCUAGCCUACGUGGGAAGGCCAUGUUGAAAGCAAGAUUCAAAAGCUUGUGUUUAAACCGUGUGUUAGUUUAUUUAAACUUUUAGGAUGUCAUAGACACGUCAUUUCGUUAAAACUUUACUAGCUAGCUUGCAGGUUGCCUUGCAAUUGUAUAAUUAAUAUGAAAAAUAAUUUAGAAAAUGUACAAAAAUAAAUAUUUCAAGUUAAGAAAAAUAUUUUUCGAAGG